Chilo suppressalis (striped riceborer) is the source of this 3234-nucleotide messenger RNA. Lineage: Eukaryota; Metazoa; Arthropoda; Insecta; Lepidoptera; Crambidae. The record is from the annotation of a GenBank genome assembly.
AUGAUGCGCCAGUUCCUACAUCAGAAAGACAUGUCGGAGUAUUGCAAAAGACGCGUGAUACCCUCGGUAUUUCUUGGUACGCAUGUGGCGGAGGCGCAUUCUAAAUUACUUCACUUCACAAAUCUGGAUAUACCCUACAGUUGCUUUGUUAGCAUUAGGAGCGAGUUAGGGAGCAAUGUGAUCUUAGUCGUCCAAUUAUUGUCAGAAGAUAGCCUCAUUAAGGGAUGCAAAGCCAAUCCUAAUCAGUUGUUGGUUUACGAAAUGGGAGAGACCUUCGGAGGGUAUUGGGGCCCCCUGCCAGAGUCUAUGUUGCUGCCUUCCUCAACGGUUUCCAAGGCCUACCAGAAUACAAACACGAUGCCAUCGUCACCUACACAAAUAUUAACUGAUACUAAUGAAGAAACAACUACAGUUUUAACCACUGAAAAUAUUAAGACUAUUAGCUCGGAAGAACAUUUCAUUGAAGUGGAAUUGCCAAUAUUUAACUUGUCUGGAAAUUUCGACAAAUUUCUGGGACAGGGUGAGGGGCGUAUGAAAGUAGAGGACAUUUUCGAUAUAUUGUACGAUGUCACUCCUAGAUCUGCUGAAGGCUAUCAAACCACUGAAAUACCGAUGCUUCAGUUUUCUAUCGCACAAAAUAUAAAUGGUCGCCGCUACAGCUCGGAAAAUCGUUACAAUUUGGAGUAUGGUAGUGACUUUUUGAGUUCUCAUACAAAUCAUAGCACAAAGUAUGUAACCAGUGCGCAUCAUAGGUUAACAUUUCCCUACUUUCCUCUACAAAUAACAGUGAUGAGGAGAACUACAAGCAAAAAAUAUGAAAAAAUCCAAUCUCUUAGAAGACAAAAAUCUUAUUAUUCAGUGGCAAGAAAACCAAAGUACAUUAAUGGUGAAUGGAUUUUGGCAAAUAACGAUACGAAGGUUGCUACUGAAAAAAUAUGGGAUGAAAUAGAUGAGAUCUUGAAGAGAUUAAAUGAAACCACUAUAAGAAACGAUAAAUCUACAAACGAGAGUGAUAACAUAACGAAAAUACUGGAAUCUAUUUCUAAACUCAACCUUAAUUACAGUGCAUAUUUACAUCCUGAUUGGAAUACAAAUGGCAAUAAUAUUAAUUAUACAAGAAAUGUUGCAAAUAAAUAUGAUUUUGGGUUAUUUACAAGAAAAAGUUUACCACAUCUAACUUUAGCGACUCGAAAUAUUCACCAAACAUUGAAAUCUACGCUGUUCUUCAAUUUGGCAACCGAGUCUUCUGCAUCAUCAACUGUUAUCAGUAAAACUAGAUUUAACUUAAAGUUGGCUAAAAAUGUAUCAGAUAUGACCACAGAACUUAUUAAGGAAACAGUGGAAAAUAUUAUGAGCAAUAUAACAUAUCAUCAUUUGAUAAGUAACAAUAGUAUUAAUGACAGCUUAGAUCACUUAAGUCAAACACAGAACACGGCUAACGUACAACUAACUCCGAGUUUCAAUAGCACAAUGGCUAGUGUGUCUACGCAAACCCAUAUUGAAGAAAAUACUAAUAUAACAACACCUUUUGGUAUAAAUUCUUCAAGGACUACUUUGUCUGGUACUAUGGUAGAUCAUGAAUCAUGGGAGAACGUAGUCCAAGCUGCCCCGGUGAUGGCUGUGCGCCUCAACCAAACUGUCACUGUUAGACCGAAAAGUAACGACAAGGAAAAUAUUACACAUAUCUUGAACUACACCACCGCUACUAACAUGCGGAAAAAACGUAAAAUACUACCGAUUCCUAUAGAGGAUGCGCGUCCACACAAAGUGCACACACGGGAUCCGAACGAAACCACACAACCGCCUGUGUUCUCCGAGGCCGAUUUAUCGCAACUUUUCGAGCUACAGGAUGACGAGCUCCAUGACCGCGUAGCACUUAGGUACUUGCGUCAAUACGUGGGGCCUUCACUUUUCAACAUUUGUGACUUUUCCGAGCCAAAAGCGCGCCACAUAUUCUUGUUCAACUCCUCCAGGAUCGCGAUGUCUAUUGGCAAUUUUACGCUACAAAGAAUGACUGUGAUGUUGACACCGGCAAGGACUUUAGUUAGUGGCAACGAAAAGUGUUCCAAGAGAAGCUUGGAAUGUCAAGUGUUCGGGACGCGAGUGUGCAUCGACAAAACCAAUGCAUGCGACGGCGUGCCCAACUGCGGCGCUUAUGACAUAUACGAUGAAGAUAGACUGAUGUGCGGAGCUGCUGUAGGCCUCAAGCAUAAUGUAUACUUGGCUGCCGUCACAUUUAUAGCGGUUCUAUUGACGAUGCUCUAUACUGUCCAUUAUUGGCUAAAGCGCUGUGUACCCAAAGUUUCCGAAGCAUUCUUCAUUUAUACCGACAAAGCCGAGAAUAUACUGUAUCUGGAAAGUGUAAUGCGAUCUCCCCAUGAUGUAGGCGAUAAUAUUAAAACAAUGUCCCAUGAGCAUUUAUUUAUGACUGAUGAUAUAUUAUUCGAUAAAUCAACGAAAGUAACAGAUAAAAACAUCUUUACGAAAAUAUGGCUUGGUUGUGUUGGAUUCAUUACUUGUAAACACGGUAAAAAUAAAACUACUCUAGAAGAUAUAGAAAAAACUAUGAACCGAAAAAUGUAUUCGUUUACCGAAUUAGAGUUGAGGACAAUAGGGAAUAAAGAAAAGGUAGAUGUAUCUGUGCAGACUGGAGAUAGUUUGCAAAUAUCAAAUAACGAUUCUGUGGAAUUGGAACUUUUUAAAGGAACACGACAACAAGAUACUCGACAUGUCAUAAAACUUGAAAUGCCAUCGACCUCUUCUGAUUUUGAGUCUCGUAAACACAGUAUGGAACUGCAGAUUUUAAAAUUACUUAAAGGAAAUAAAUCAAAGUGUGAAGCAUCUUGUCAGUGUUACGAUAUUCCAGAAGUAAUAAGUGUUGAUGAAAUCAAAUUACAGAGUCAUAUGUAUAUCGCUGAAAGAAACGAUGAAGUAACGUCGUUGAAACCGGAAAAAGAAAUAGAAGUUAACUCUCCAAGAGUUGAGACAACAAAGCAUAUCGUUAAACAUUUGAGGUUUGAUGAAGAUCUUUUCACCAUUCCAACUAGUGAAAACGAAGAGGACGAUGAGAAUAUACACCAUGACCCCCUUGUCCCCGUUGAUAAAACUCAUAAAAAAGUGCAUGAUACAGGCAUGUCGGAGGGUGAUGAAAAAGGCGCAUGUAGAGAACACAAACGAUUCUGGCAUGCCAAAAGUAAGAAAUCAAAGAAGAAAACUCAUCUUGCACUACAUUAA